This is a messenger RNA of Candidozyma pseudohaemuli, 924 nucleotides long. RefSeq lists its product as uncharacterized. The transcript has a single exon. Lineage: Eukaryota; Fungi; Ascomycota; Pichiomycetes; Serinales; Metschnikowiaceae. The record is from RefSeq and is a predicted model, not a curated record. Bases 1 to 924 code for a protein of 307 amino acids.
AUGGCCCGUAAAGAAGCCCCAGCGGCACCCGCCGAGCCGGCUACUCAGCCUGACAAGAAAAAUACGGCUGAAGGAAAUCUGGAAAACGAAGAAGAGGAUUACGUCGAGGAAGAUGAUGAAGACUAUGACCCAGAAAAGAAACAACAGGAAGAGGACCAGGAAAGUGAUAACUCAGACAACGAACCCGAACCAGACUACUCGGCUAUCAACACAGGCGUCAGUCAAGUAAGAACGCGAACACAAAGAUACGAGGAGGAGCUUGGAGGUGGUAAGAAGCGCAGAAUAGACCCCAGUGGCCUACUACAAGACGAGCUGAGGGUAGACGUGAAUGCCAUCUUUGAAUCUUUGAAAAGUGGCAACGACGACACAGAUUGGACUACGCUUAUAGAUAAGGAUGCUGUUGUGGAGGAGAAGAAACCCGAAGAGCCCACAGACCCCCACGAAACUAGAAUGGUGAGAAUUGAGACCUCCUACACUUUUGCAGGCAAGUUGGUCAAGGAGCUGAAAAUGGUGCAGGCAGAUUCUGCUGAAGCGAAGGCGUAUCUCAAUUCUGCAAGUGGUAUAACGAUAGGAGGCGAAGGUGAAGGUCAGAAGAAGCUGUUUGUCACUGUUGUGCGUACGAUCAAGGGAACAGACGAGCAAGUGCCCCUCAUGAUCAAGCUCAAGAGACCAUCGCUUAUUGACAAGUUCCUCAAAGGUGACAAGAAAAACAAGCUCACGACACUUGAGAAGUCUCGUCUUGACUGGGCCAGUUAUGUUGACGAGGAGAAGAUCCAGGACGAUUUGGCCCUACACAAUAAGGCCGGUUACCUUGACAAGCAGGACUUUUUGGGUCGUAUGGAUGCCAAGAGAGAUGUCCAGUACCAGCGUGCCAAAGAGCUCGAGCGCCAGCGCCAGUGGCAGCUUCAGCAGAAGGGAAAGUAA